Orbicella faveolata is the source of this 905-nucleotide messenger RNA. Its product is annotated as TIP41-like protein. Gene Ontology annotation, biological process: TOR signaling. Lineage: Eukaryota; Metazoa; Cnidaria; Anthozoa; Scleractinia; Merulinidae. Gene Ontology annotation, cellular component: cytosol. The record is from RefSeq and is a predicted model, not a curated record.
CUUUGUGAAGGGUCUUGUGGAGGUCUUGUGAAUAUUUUUGAUGUCGAAAAAUAGGUAGAAUCAUUCAAUUACACAGUCAAGAAUGAAGAAGACCGAGACCUUUAGCUUUGGACCUUGGAAAAUAACUACCACUAAAGGAGCCAUUCUCAAAGCUAAUGAUGUAGAGAGAAUUUCCUCUGAACUUGAGCUACCUUCUCUUCCUGAGAUGUUGUUUGGUGAGAAUGUGCUACAGAUUAAUCACGCUGCAGGGUUUGGGAUUCAAUUUAAUGCACUGGAUGCACUGAAACUUGUGGACAACAAGCGUGACCUCAUGAAAGUAGCUGUGGCUGAAGAAUGGCAAAGCAAGCGGCAAGACUCAGAGUAUAUUAAAGAAGUGAUUAAACCUUUUGACUGGACAUUCACAACAGAUUACAAGGGAACACUGACAGGGAAAGAGGAAAUUAUCAUGAGGGUCAAAUCAACCAAAGAGAGAAUAGAUCUAGAACAGCUGAAAGUUAAAGAGAAGAUCUUUUUCUAUGAAGAUGUUAUUUUGUAUGAGGAUGAACUUGCAGAUAAUGGAAUUGCAAAAUUGAAUGUCAAAAUGCGUGUCAUGCAGGGGGGCUUCUUUUUGCUUCUGAGAUUUUUCUUAAGAGUUGACGGAGUCCUUGUCAGGAUCAAUGACACAAGAAUAUAUCACAAGGCUGGAACUUCCUAUAUGUUACGGGAAUAUUCCUCAAAAGAAAGAAAAGUAGAAGACCUCUUGGAAUUAAAGGUUCCCAUCACCGACCCCGCGCAGUUAGCAGAGCACUUAUUUCUACAGCACGAAACAUUUGAGAAACUUUCAUUUCCUGAUGGCAUUGAUGAAAUGUUUGGCGUUGACCCUUCCGUCAGCUGAGAGUCAAUUCUUACCCCCCCCCCCCCCUCCC